Molecule: messenger RNA, 1371 nt
Organism: Xenopus laevis (African clawed frog)
Lineage: Eukaryota; Metazoa; Chordata; Amphibia; Anura; Pipidae
Exons: 4
Coding region: 94-1119 (341 amino acids)
Source: RefSeq, a predicted model, not a curated record
UUCAUUUCUCCCAGGGCCCCGCCUUCAGCACAUAGUGCCAUGAGUGUCCAGAGGUUGCAAGGAGUGUCAACACCGAAUACGGCACCGUAAGUCAUGCUUUCCCGAUCUAAGUUUAACCCAAAACUUCUCCAAACCCAGUAUUACCCAGAACUUUCCCAGUCUUACCCAGCACAUCCCCAACCCCAGUAUAACCCAGCAGAGAGUGCUAUCCCCGAGCAGGAGAGAGACAUGGCAGAUGCAAUGAGAACCAAGCUGACCCAAUACACCCCGGGCUCACUCCUGGCUCUGGCCAAUACUCACGGCUUCCAGCGAGUCUCCAUUCAGCUCUUUGGCUUCUAUGGACACGGCAAGUCUUCCCUGAUUAACCUGUGUGUGAGUGUCCUGCGGAACCAGCCCUACCAGAACUUCGCAGGGUCGGGAUGGUCCGAUGGUUCCGUCAUACGUGAGAGACGCGACUUCCCCCUCACUAACACCGUCUGCAUCACCGACAACCGCGGCUUCAUCAGCCUCGACCAAGGGGAGAUCACUGAGGCCUCUGCCCAGCUCAGGGGCCUGCGGUUGGUGGAUGAAUCGGUGAAUUGGGACCGGAAUAUGGAGGAAAAACUGGAGUUUCUGGUACAAAGAUGUCACACUCCCCCCACUGAUUUUGUUCUUCCGCUCAUUGUGUACAGGGGCACAAUGAAUCUCACCACAGAACAAUCGGAUCAUAUGAAAAACUUCAUUGUGAGGAGCUUCGCGGUCACAGGGGUGUUCCCCAUCGUUGUGCUGAUUGAGUCUGGUGAGAGCCAGGAGAAGAUCAGCAAUAACUUCCACAUGUUGGGCGCCAGCUAUGUCUUUGCUUUGCAGAAGUUCCAGAUGGAGCAGCCUGAGCGCGACAAUGAGACUGACGUGGAGAUUCUAAACAUCCUCACUGCUUGUCUUGAUGAGGCUGAUAGGGGUAUCAAGAAACGGCAGAGGCUGGGCAGGGAGGUGGAGUUCAGGCGCCAGGUCCAAGAACAGAUAAUGGUGGAGUUGGAGUUGGAGAGGGAGAAGGUGAGGCAGAGGGUGAGAGAGGAGAUCAAGCAGGAACAGGACAAAACCUCAGUCACCCCCACUAUUGUUUCUCUAGCAACUGACUAGAUUUACUUGGGCACCUUGUUGGCACAUUGGCCAGGGGCUGUUUUAGUGACAGGUAACUGAUGGGGGGUAUUUAUUGCUUCCCACCUCCAACGUGCACAAUGAAUGGACUGUGAGUCAUUAGGUUUGGCCCAUUAUUUGCCCAAGUUCUACUUACCCCUCAUUAGAAUUGCUCUGUGUAUGUCCCAUAUGGAUGUUGUUGUGCCAGAAAUGCAUAUAAAGUGCUGAUCAGAUAAAUAAAUUGUUUGUCCUUAA